Messenger RNA from Acanthamoeba castellanii str. Neff, 327 nucleotides. RefSeq lists its product as uncharacterized. The transcript has a single exon. Bases 1 to 327 code for a protein of 108 amino acids. NCBI's taxonomy places the organism in Eukaryota, Discosea, Longamoebia, Acanthamoebidae. The record is from RefSeq and is a predicted model, not a curated record.
AUGGACAAGUUCAUACACACGCCACUCGUGAAGCGCACCUGUGCCAAGUGUUCAUGGAAGUGCUCAUGCAACAAUUCAUACGCCCUGUUCUGGAGUCAGCAGGGCGACAGCAUCAAUGUCCUGUGGGCAAUCUCUCUCAAUGAUGAUGAUGAGUUUUGGAGCAUUGAAGUGGCGCCUGCACUUCUGGCCAAUCUUGAACACUGGCGAUCCAAGCACAAGAAGAACAACGCGCUCAGAUGGUGGUUUCCACUCCACAUCAAAGACAGUGCCAAACUCAAGGAGCCCAUGAAGGCCACGCGCUACAACAUGAAGCCCAUGUUUGUGUGA